AUGACUUCUACUAUGAUGAAUAAUAAUAAGAGCAGCAGUACUUUACCAGAAUCAAUGCAGCGUAUGAUUACACCUCAUUACGAGCAGAUCGUUAAUGAAAUUGAAAAUAUUUAUCAUCAUCCUGACAUAGGACUUGUUACAAUUGCCCGAUGGCUUGGUCUAUCUAUCAUGGCACCAAAUAAGAAGAUAAGUAUAUUACUUAUUGGCAAUCAUAGUGCUGGAAAAUCAUCUCUAGUCAAUUGGUAUAUUGAAGAUAAUGUUCAACGUACUGGAGUAGCUAUUGAAACUCAAGGUAUAUCCAUUAUUACAAGUGGUAAACGACGAGAAUCACUCAUGGGUCCAGCGACAAUGCGUUUAUUUCCUUAUCUUGAUCCAUUGGGAAAUAUUCCUGGUCUUCUUAACUAUUUAACUACGGAAAUAUCUUCAUCAAAACAAAAGAAAUUUCCAAUUGUUUCAUUUAUUGAUACACCCGGUCUUGUUGAUGGUGCUAUGGCAUAUCCAUUCGAUGUUGAACAAGCAAUUCUAUGGCUUGGUAAUCAUGUUGAUCUCAUAUUUGUUUUAUUCGAUCCUAUUGGCCAAGCCUUAUGCAAACGAACAUUAACACUUGUUGAACAAUUAAAUAAAUCAAAUCCAGAAAAGAUGCAUUAUUAUUUAGCUAAAGCUGAUGAAGCUGGUAGUGAUCGUGAUCGACAUCGUGUUCUUAUGCAAAUUGUACAAAAUUUAUGUCGACAACCAGAAAUUUCUAAAACAAAUUUUGAUAUGCCAACUAUUUAUUUACCUGAUUUAGCUAAAGAGACACGCUGUACAAAUCAAAUUCAUGAAGUUUGUUCAACAAUCGAUCAUGCUGUAUUCAGUGGUGUACAAAAAUCACUCAAUACAUUGCAUAACGAUUGUAAACGAUUGGAAGAAUGUAUUAAUGAAAGAUUAGUUUUACAUGAAAAAACUCAAGUCAAACAUCGAUCAUGGAGUAUUAAGUUAUCAAUUGUUCAGUUCAUUUCAUUAUUACUUGUUAUACUUUCAUUUAUACUACUUUUAAGACGUUAUCUUGAAACAUCUCAUUUAAAAAUUCCAAUUGUAUUUCUUGAUGAAUCUUCAACAUCAUGGCAAAUCAAUUCUACUCUUAAUUCAAUUGAUGAUUUUCUUUUUUAUCCAGCUUAUUCAUUAUUAUUACUAAUUAUAUUUGUUAAUGGACUUAUUUUUUUUAUUGGACGUUUUAUAAAAAACCGUCAAAAAGAUGUGCUUAAUGCUCGAGAAAAAAAGAUGUUUAUAGCAUUUAAACAUCAUCUUGAAACAAAUGUCGGUGUUAAACAAAAAAAUCUUUAUGAAUCAUUUUUGGCUGAAGCAAUCGAUUAA
Messenger RNA from Rotaria sordida, 1353 nucleotides. Lineage: Eukaryota; Metazoa; Rotifera; Eurotatoria; Philodinida; Philodinidae. The record is from the annotation of a GenBank genome assembly.